AAUGUUUACACUAUCACUAGAUAUAAUACUACACAUUGUCGAACUAGGCAAUCUUACCAUAUCCGAUGUAUUUCAUUUGUAUCAACUAAACAAGCAGCUCCGUCAUAAGCUUAACGAUUACUAUUUCUGGCAACAGAUUUAUAAAUUGUUAUUCGGUAAACAAUUGACAUACUAUGGUAUAAACAACACCGUAGGCAAUUACGAACUGUGUCUUGAGAUGAACAGAAUAUUUCGUAAGUUUGAACAUGUACUACAAAUUUACAACCGAAAUUCAAUCUCUGAUAUAAUUUCAGAGUUUGGCCAUACCAAAUGCAUACCUAUAAUACUACACUUUCUACACCAGCAAAGACUAGAAUUUGAAGAAAAUAUACGCAGGGCUUACAACUAUGUUGAUAUCUCCAGGCUAAGUCUCGUUGAAAACUUAAUAUCUUCAAUCACGUUCAAUCUAGGCACUUCCAGAAUUGUUCAAACUUUACAAGAGGGCCUAAUAACCCCAGCAUCAUAUGAACAAUUCUGGUUCAACAUAAGCUUACUUAACAAAUCAAGCUAUAAAAUGGUCAAGGCAAGACAUGACACGAUAUCCCAACUAAAACUCAAACUAUCGAGAAAAGUAAACCAAAAGUUCCCCCACAAGUCGCGAUUAUCCUUCAAGACCAAACACGAGUACAACCAAUUCAUAGCCAAGAUGAUAAAAGUUGUGCUCUCCCAUUUCAAGUUCGUAACUGACCUUCCCAAUAAGACAUAUGCUGAAGAUCUCGAUUUAUUGAAAGUGUACUCGCAUCAUGCCAAGGGCCACAUUUUUCUCGUCCAGUCCAUUUCACUAAUGCUAAUCCAUGAAACACUAGCAGACGUCACCAUCGACGUACAGGGGAAAAUUCAACCCCAGUUGGUAUUGUGCAAACUAGGCAUAUUAGCUGGUGACUAUUGCAUACUUGUACAGCAUAACCACAUUGAAAUAUGCAGCAUACCCCAGGUGAAGCAGUACAUGAGACGAACCCAACCUAAAUCUGAAGCGUACUUUAACCCUGUGGAUUUACAUGCAUUGUUUCGAUUAUUUAUUGAUGUGGAAUCAUAUGAGCAGGAAGUUAAGCGUGACAAUUGGAGUGUUCUGCAUCUGUAUCGUGCAAUGAGUUUGACUGGGUUUACUGAUCGCUCCCUCAUUGACUUGCUUCUGUCGAAUGUAUUCAGUGGUGAAUUUGUACUUCCCGAAAAGUUCUUGGGUCAUUUGAACAAUUUUAUACAUGGUUCAUAUCCUCAAUUUCCACAUGUGCAAGAUGUAGGAGAGUUAGUGAUGAAUAAACGAACAAAUAGAGUGGGGGUAGUGGUGCAUAAGUCAGAUGAGUUGCAUACAAUCUACACUACUUUUCACCAACUAGACAAAUGUCUAUCUCAACGAUUAGUCAAGGUACUGUUAAACACUCCCGACUUGUUGAUGAUUCUUGAUCAGAUGGGCUUGGAUGUUAUUGGAUUGUUAUAUUUCAAGGGGUUUACUUUUGACAAUGGAAUGCAGUUUAUUCCGUAUUAAUCUUGUAUAUAUUUAAUAGAUAUGUAAUAGAUAUGUAAUAGAUGUGUAAUAGAUGUGUAAUAGAUAUGUAAUAGAUAUAUAACGGAUACAUACGUGUACAUAACAGAUAUAUACCUAUAUACCUAUACAAUAGAUAAUCGUAGAUCAGAGUUCAAUCUCCGAUCGGAGCAACCGAAAAAAUUGCCAUUCAUCUCAAACUCCUACCAGUGAUCACCAUACAUCUUAACCAUGCUCAGAACUAUAAGACGCAGUCGGUUGCUAAGACAUGUGCGGUUCAACCAUACCGUCAUUGGAAUUGACCUUGGAACUACCAAUUCCGCAGUGGCGAUAAUGGAGGGCCAUCAACCGAAAAUUCUAGAAAAUGAAGAAGGUGGAAGAACAACACCCUCGAUAGUGGCAUUCACCAAUGAUUCCACUCUAGUUGGCCUCGCUGCUAAGAGACAAGCAGUAAUCAACCCAGAAAAUACCUUCUACGCUACUAAACGGUUAAUUGGGCGAAAGUACCAGGAUGCGGAGGUGCAACGAGACAUUUCCAACGUUCCUUACAAGAUCAUCCCCAGCCACAAUGGAGAUGCCAUGUUGGCAACUGACAAGAAGACCUUGUCGCCAUCGGAAAUAGGUGGGAUCAUUCUUAAUAAAAUGAAAUCAAUUGCUGAAACCCACUUGCCUACACCAGUAAAACACGCCGUGGUCACUGUACCGGCCUAUUUCAACGACUCGCAACGUCUGGCCACGAAAAACUCAGGAAAACUCGUGGGGUUGAACGUAUUGAGAGUUAUAAACGAGCCCACAGCCGCAGCAUUGGCUUACGGCUGUGAUAAGACUAAUGAAGGAAUCAUUGCCGUGUUUGAUUUUGGUGGUGGAACAUUUGAUAUUUCCAUUCUUGACAUUGAAAACGGCGUGUUUGAAGUCAGGGCCACUAAUGGGAAUACCCAUUUGGGUGGUGAAGAUUUUGACAUUGUCUUGCUUAACCAUAUUCUCAACCAUUUCAAACUGGAGACUGGUAUUGAUUUAUCUAAUGAGAGACUAGCCGUGCAACGGAUCAGAGAAGCUGCGGAAAAGGCAAAGAUUGAAUUGUCCACUGUAACAACCACUGAAAUCAACAUUCCUUUCAUCCAUGAAGAUAAACACAUAAAAUUGACUCUUACCGAACAAGAACUCGACAAUAUGACCCUCCCACUUAUUGAAAAAACCAUUGAACCAGUCAAGAAAUGCAUUCGUGACGCCGAAUUGAAAGUCAAUGAAAUCGAUGAAGUCUUGCUCGUGGGUGGAAUGACCAGAAUGCCCAGAAUCAGAAAGCAAGUGGAGCAGUUGUUCAACAAGAAACCAAGCACUGCUGUCAAUCCAGAUGAAGCUGUGGCCUUGGGUGCUGCUAUCCAAGGUGGUGUCCUCUCGGGACAAAUCAAGAAUGUUGUGUUACUAGAUGUGACUCCAUUAUCAUUAGGUAUUGAAACUUAUGGGGGAAUAUUCAGCCCCUUGAUCCCCCGUAAUUCUACUGUGCCUAUACGUACCCAACAAAUGUUUUCCACUGCAGUAGAUGGGCAAACUGGUGUUGAGAUUAGAGUGUAUCAGGGUGAACGUUCUCUUGUCAAGGAUAAUAAACUAAUUGGUAAUUUCAAACUUUCAAACAUUCCCCCUGGUCCAAAAGGAACUCCACAAAUUGCCGUCCUGUUUGAAAUUGAUGCCGAUGGAAUCAUAAAUGUCAGUGCCACCGACAAGACUAAAUAUCCUAAGGAUCUGGAGUACUACAACAAGCCAAACUCGGUUUCCAUUCAAGUUACAGAAAUCGCCAUGACUGAUGAAGAAGUUUCCAAAAUGGUUGAAGAAAGUGCCCGGAACAAGCAAGCCGAUGAAGAACUCCGCAAAUACUUUGAACAUGCUAGUAGAGCAGAAAUAUUGUGCACCGACACGGAAAAUGCAUUAAAGCAAUAUGGCGGUUUCAUGCAACAGCAUCACAGAGAUAGUAUCCAACUUCACCUUGAAGCUGUGCAAAUCAUGAUUAACGAUAUCAGAAAUAAGAAAUUGCACGAUCCAAAAGAUCUCAAUGAAAAGGUAAAUGCUAUGCAAAGUGAGUGUAUGAAAGCUAUUAAAUAUGUCGCUGAAAAGCAACAAGAGAACAAGUAAUGUAUUUAGUCUACAUGUAAUUAAUUCGUGUGUGUAUCUGUGUGUAUUGAAGUAAAACUAUUCAUCAGUUUCCAUUCUAUCAUCUCCUUCAGUAGUAUCUGGAGCAUCAGCAGCACUUUCAGUAGUUUCAGCAUUUUCCUCCUUUACUUCUUCAUCCUUAACUUCUUCAUCGUUGUUGUUGUUGUUGUUGUUGUCAUCGUCGUCGUCUCUAUUUCUGGCAUUAGAAACAGAGUCUAACUUAUCUAACCAUUGUUGAACAUCUUCGUCGUCAUACACGACAAACUCUUGGUCCUUACCAACUAUGCUCACCGAAGUAUUCUUAUUCGUCAACUCGAUAUCUUGAGACAAGGUAUCCCUCAAUGCAUUCAAUCCAUGAACAAUCAACGCUUCGGUGCUUUCGCUGUUUCUAAUCUCGUCUAAAUUUCUCUCUAAGUAAGUUCUGGCUGCUUGUGAUCUGGCCCCAAUGGCAGCACCAUAGUACUCCAACACACUACCAGAAGGUUGAAACUCAAACAAAUGUGCCCCAGUCUCGUCGUAUCCUCCAAUCAACAACCCCACUCCGUAUGGUCUAGCACCGUAGGUCUGGGUGUUCUCCUGGGCCUUGUCGGCAAUCGACAACACGGCCUUGUAUGUCUGGAUAGGCUUAUCGAAAAUCAUCUUGCUCGACAUCGCCUGUCUUCUUAAAUAGUUGGACAAUACUCGCGCAUCAGGGGCCAAUCCAGCCAAUGCAAUUCCAAUGUGGUCGUCAAUCUUGAUGAGUUUCUUUUGAAAUGAUCCCAAUUCUUCAGCAUUACGCUUCAAGGCUACCAAUACAACAUGGUUUUUGGAGGUCAAGCCCACAGCGGCACUUCCUUGCUUGAUUGCUUCAAGGGCGUACUCUACUUGGAAUAAUCUCCCAGUGGGUGAAUAUGUGACGGAAUCGUUAUCGUAAUUGUUUCUAAACAUGGUCAAUUGUGUAGCUACUUAGAU
Spathaspora passalidarum NRRL Y-27907 is the source of this 4618-nucleotide messenger RNA. RefSeq names its product Hsp70 family ATPase. Gene Ontology annotation, biological process: protein refolding; cellular response to unfolded protein. Gene Ontology annotation, cellular component: cytoplasm; mitochondrion. Gene Ontology annotation, molecular function: heat shock protein binding; ATP hydrolysis activity; misfolded protein binding. The transcript has 2 exons. Lineage: Eukaryota; Fungi; Ascomycota; Pichiomycetes; Serinales; Debaryomycetaceae. The record is from RefSeq and is a predicted model, not a curated record. The coding region runs from base 1754 to 3649 and encodes 631 amino acids.